GAGGGGGGACGAGGACCCCGGCUGGGGGUUAUAGAGACCCCACAAACAGGACCUGUGCAGGACAACGGGUCCAAGUGCCCUACUGAGAUGCUUCAGAAGAGCAGAGCAGCGGGGAUGGCAGCCUGGCCUCCAAGCCGUGUGCUUCCUGGUCCCGGCACCCACCUGUGCCCAGGCCACGGUGCCCUCGAUGACAGAGGCCAGCCCGGCAUGCCGGGCCCUUGGCGCUGAGGCCACUGCGUCAUGGAGGGCCCGGCGGAGACGGCCGCUGAGGAGCCGGCCCCGACGGGGAGGGGGCCCGUGGGGCCCUCGGGAGGCAGCGGUGACCGCGGGGUCCAGAGAGCGGGAGCAAGUGCGUCAGUCAUCUGGCAGCGAACAGGGCCUGAGGAGGCCAAGUCUACGGUUGGAAGCGGACCCUGCUCUGACACAGAUGCCACUCCUGCCCCUGGCGUCUCUCCACCGGCUGCUGGGCCCUCUCCCGGCCAGAUGGGCUCCUACCCCACAGACCUGACCUUGCAGCUGCUGGCUGUGCAGAGGAAGAGCGGAUUGCCCGACCCCAGCCUGCAGCAGGUCCUGCGGGGCCGGCUCCGUCUUCUGGAGAAUGACAGCUGGCAGGUGGCCCGUGCCCUCGGGGAGCUAUCGGCCAGGCUGUUGUCCAUCCACAGUGACCAGGAUCGGAUUGUGGUGACGUUUAAGACUUUCGAAGAAAUCUGGAAGUUCUCCACCUACCACGCUCUCGGCUUCACUCAUCACUGCCUGGAAAACCUGCUCGUGGACCAGACAUUCUGGCUGCUCGAGCCUGACGAGGACGAGGAGACGGCCAUCCAAGUCCACGUGGACGAGGAGGCCUUGAAGCUGACACACGAGAGCCUCCUUUUCCAGGAAGGGCCUUUCUUUGUCCGGUGUCCUGACCACCACGUGAGAGUGAUGAGUGGCCUCCAGCCCCUCAGGCAGGCUUCGGGGUUUCCCCAGGCAGAGGCGGCACCGGCAGUGGACUCUUUGGCCCCCAGCCACAGCACGUCCUCGGAGGAGGGGACAGCAGUGGAGCCUUUGAUUCCGUUCCAUCAAUGGGCUCUUAGGGUCCCCUGGGACCCCAUCAACGACUCCAUGGGUGGACCUGUGAUGCCGGACAUCCAGCCAAUGGCUGUGGGCCUGGCCUCGGCCGUGGCGGACUGCCAGGGCUCAGGGCCUGAAGAGAUGACCUUCCGAGGCGGUGACCACAUCGAGAUCCUGGGUGCCCAGGUGCCUGGCCUGCCCUGGUUCCUGGGCCGGCACGCGGCCUCCGGCCAGGUCGCCUUUGUGCAGACGAGCCUCAUCCGUGUGCAGGGCCAAGCGUCUGACUUGGAAAGUGUGAUUUUUCUCAAUGAAGAGGAAAGGUCUUUCUUCAGCAGCGAAGGACGCUUUUCUGAGGAGGACGCCAGGCAGCUACUGAGGAGGACGUCCAGCAUGGACGUCUGCACUGUGUACAGCUUGGACACAGAAGAAGCUGAGACAGAGCAGCAGGAAGAACAUGAGAUGCCCCCGCCUUGCCUGCACCCAGAGCCACGUGAGACCCUGCAGAAGGUGAAGAAUGUCCUAGAACGAUGCAAGUCCUGCCAGGGCUGCCCCAAGGAGCCAACGUCCCCGGGUGCCCACGGGGCCUCCAGUGGUGCGAGCUCGCCGGACACCAAGUCCUGCCGGGGUUGCCCUGAGAAGCCAGGGUCCCCGGGUGUCCACGGGGCCUCCAGUGGUGCGAGCUCGCCGGACACCAAGGAGCCCUCCUUCUGCCUGGACGCCGGGGCUGAGCGGGCUGACCCGGAGGCCCUGGGCUCCCUGCUGCUGUUCUUGGACAAGCCCGGCUUCGAGGCCGGCUUCCAGGGCCUGUACGACCUCUCCCCGCCCCAGCUGAGCGGCGCGUUCGGCGGCUUCACUGACGAAGAGGAGCUGGCCCGGCUUCUGGCUGAGGCCCGGGGGCUGGCCAAGAAGGCCGGGCUGCCCAUGGCCCUGGCCAGGCUCUGCUUCCUGCUGGGGCGGCUGUGCGUGCGGCGGCUGAAGCUGUCCCAGGCCCGCGUGUACUUCGAGGAAGCCCUGGGGGCGCUGGGGGGCCGCUUCGGAGACCUCGUCCUGGUGGCGGCCGUGUACACCGGCCUGGCCGCUGUCCACCUGCGGCAGAAGAACAGGGAGAAGUGUGGGCAGAUGGUGCCCAAGGCCUUGGCCCUGCUCCUCGGGACGCCCGGCCACGUGGGCGGCUCCGAGGCCGAGUCGGCGCUCCUGCAGCUCGGCCUGCGGAGGGCUAUCGGCGCCCGCAGCCCGCAGGCCGAGGCCCGGGCCUGCUUCCUGCUGGCCGAGCACCACGCCCGCGUCAAGCAGCCCGAGGAGGCCCUGCCCUUCCUGGAGAGGCUGCUGCAGCUGCACGGGGCCUGGGGGGCCUCGGGCGCCUCGUGGCCCAUAGACUGCUACCUGCUGCUGGCGGACGUCUACAGCCGCAAGUGCCUCCCGCAGCUGGCGCUGAGCUGCGUCAAGGUGGCCACGCGGCGGGCGCGGGGCUCGCUGGACAGCGCGCUCCGGAGCGCGGCCCUGGUCCUGCGGAACAGCCCCCGGCUCCCCCGCCUCCCCGCCCAGCUCGCCCCCUACCUCCUGCGGGCCCUGGCCUCCCCGGCCUCGGGCGCGGGGCGGGCGCUGCGUGGCCCCAUCUACGCCAGCCUGGCCCAGCUGCACAGCCACCACGGGCGACAGGGCAGGGCUAUCGCCUUCAUGACGCGGGCCGCGGAGACGGACGCCCAGACUGGCGGCCGCACGGUCGUGGACCGCCUGGUGGCCCUCGCCUGGUUGCACGUGCUUCACAGGCAGAUCCCGGCAGCCCUGGACAUCUUGGAGUCCGUCCUGGAGGCGGCGGUGGCCUCCCUGGACCAGGAGGGCGUGAUCGCCAACAUGGUAGCUAUUGCCCUGAAGAGGAUGGGCAGGACUCGGCAGGCGGCCGAGAGCUACUACCGCGCCCUGCGGGUUGCCAGGCGCCUGGGUUGCCAGCGGAACAAGGCGGUGGUCCUGGCCAACUUCGGGACCCUGUGCCUGCAGACCGGCGCCGGCAGGCUGGCCCAGCACUACUUCCUGGAGGCCGUGAAGCUCUUCUCGCGGCUGCCCAGCGGAGAGUGCGGCCCAGACUUCACCCAGGUGCUCCUGCGGCUGGGUCACCUGUGCACCCGCAGGGCUCUCACCCGGCAGGGCAAGUGCUACUACGAGUGGGCCUUUCUGGUCGCCGUGGAGACGGACCAUUUGGAGAGCCAGUUGCACGCCGUCCAGCGGCUGUGUCACUUCUACAGCACGGUCAUGCCCAGUGAGGCCCAGUGCGUCGUCUACCACGAGUUCCAGCUUUCGCUGGCCCGCAGGGUGGCUGACAAGGUGCUGGAGGGGCAGCUCCUGGAGGCCAUCAGCCAACUCUACCUGUCCCUGGGCACCGAGCGGGCCUACAAAUCCGCGCUGGAGUACACCAAGCGCAGUCUGGGGAUAUUCAUCGACCUGCAGAAGAAGGAGAAAGAGGCAUAUGCCUGGCUGCAGGCGGGGAAGAUCUACUACAUCCUCCAGCAGAACGAGCUGGUGGAUCUCUACAUCCAGGUGGCACAGAACGCGGCCCUGUACACAGGGGACCCCAAGCUGGGGCUGCAGCUCUUUGAGGCGGCUGGAGACAUCUUCUUCAAUGGGACCUGGGAGCGGGAGAAAGCCGUGUCCUUCUACCGGGACCGGGCACUGCCCCUGGCCGUGACCACGGGGAGCCAGGAGGCCGAGCUGCGGCUGUGCAACAAGCUGGCAGCGCUGCUGGCCAAGACGGAGGCGCCGCAGGAGGGCCUGGAGUUCGCCCACACGGCCCUGGCGCUCAGCGUCACCCUGGGGGACCGGCUGAACGAGCGCGUGGCCUACCAUCGGCUGGCCGCGCUGCACCAGCAGCUGGGCCGCGGGGAGCUGGCAGAGCACUUCUACCUCAAGGCGCUCUCGCUCUGCACCUCGCCGCUGGAGUUUGACGAGGAGACCCUGUACUACGUGAAGGUGUAUCUGGUGCUUGGCGACAUCAUCUUCUACGACCUCAAGGACCCGCUCGACGCGGCUGGGUAUUACCAGCUGGCGCUGGCAGCGGCCGUGGACCUGGGCGACAAGGAGGCGCAGAUGAAGAUCUACAUGCGCCUGGCUGCCAUCUACCACAACUUCCUCCUGGACCGUGAGAAGUCCCUGUUCUUCUACCAGAAGGCUCGGACCUUUGCCACCGAGCUCAACAUCCGCCGGGGACACCUGGCCCCUGGGCGGUGCUGCGGGCGGGCGGCCUGGCUGGUCCCCGGGCCCCCGUCCUGAGCCGUGGCCUCCGUCUGUCCCAGUGUCUCAGGGGGCUCGCUUCCUGGGAAAUGGGGGCAUGAGGGCAGGGGUCAA
This is a messenger RNA of Balaenoptera acutorostrata (minke whale), 4392 nucleotides long. It is a transcript of the gene SH3TC1, whose product is annotated as SH3 domain and tetratricopeptide repeats 1. The transcript has 18 exons. The record is from RefSeq and is a predicted model, not a curated record. Gene Ontology annotation, molecular function: protein binding. Bases 241 to 4317 code for a protein of 1358 amino acids. Lineage: Eukaryota; Metazoa; Chordata; Mammalia; Artiodactyla; Balaenopteridae.